AUGUAUGAAACCAUCUUUCUCAUCAAUUUUGGCUCGGUCAUUUGUUGCAUUGUGAACCUGGCUAUUGAUUCGUCUUUCAGGGGUCCAGAUAACGAAAUAGUCGAGUUCCAAACCACUCUGACAACUGUCUCUGCCGUUGCGGUAGCUUCCCAAGCAUGUUUUACCAUUCUUUUCGGUCUAUACGCAUGGUGGCCAAUCUAUAACAUCUAUCAAGCUUUACUUCUUGUCGGUGCCGUUUUACAGUUUAUCACCUCCACCUUGAUCUUACUUGUAAACUCUGUUGAUCCAAGCACCGGUAGCCCCAAGUUGACAUCUGUAAUGAGAGUGUCGUACCGGUAUUCGCCACAUUUGAGUUGUAUAUUGACCAGUUCAGCCUUCAUGGGAUUUGGAAUUUCGUUGGCUGCUGGCAAAUCUUAUCGACUGAGUGAAGUUAUUACACGGUUCAUUCGCUUUUACAUUAUCUUGACGUCAGGUUGCGCCAUACUUUCGUUUGUAUAUAUUUGCAUCUCAUUCGAUAUGAUUGGCCCCAGCAAAGCCCAAGAUAGUUUGCUAUGGAACGUGGCUAGUGUCAACCCGGGUCUCUCUGUGGCCAGCUUUCUGUUGUGUCUGAUUGGCAUUAUAUCUGCAUUUAACGUGCAAGUCAGGCCUGGAUCUAUCCUGGAUGUAGAAGUUUACGACUUGUCAAAGCUGACAGAAUCUCAGUUUAUGGCUUACUCACAGCUCAUUGACAGGUAUAGCAAGCAAGUUCCUGGAUCUCCAAGCGGUUCAAAUGCUAUCUCGUUGAUGAAUGCUUAUAGAACAGCUGAUCAGGUUCCUGGUAUGGAGUGUCUGGUACUUCGAGUAUUCCGACCAGAACCAGUCAAUAUGCCCGUGGCUUUGGAUGCAGAAGCAGCUGUUGAAAACAACAAACCGCAUACCCAUUUGACAUAUGAGCAGAUUCCAGAAUGGAUCAAUCUGGAUAGGGAAAUGAUUCUUCCUUUUGACUCGGAGAACGACCAAAUGUCCGAGGUGACUGUGGUCCCUUCAACGCCACAGCAAAUGUCCAAGAAUAAAUUAAAGCGUUUGCAAAAGAAGAAAAUAAAGGGCCACAAGAUGGAUACUGUUCGUCAAGUGACUGCGGCCGAGGCCAUUGAUGAAAACUCUAUCAAGUUUCAGAAAGAAUUGAUGUCCACAGAAGCUUUAGUUUUGAUUACUGCAUUUAGAAACUAUGAUUUGACAGCCAAUGUAGAUGGAAGGCUUGGUAAACUUCUCAGUAGAUUCUUGGGCAGUCGUGCCCCAUUCUGGAAACCACUUUGCAUUAAUUUAGGAUUGGUGGGUUUUCACUGGCCAUUCAGGGAGGCUACUUUCUAUUGUUCACCCAGUAAGAGACCCGUAGCUCGUAGUGCUGCUGUUCUCAGAGCUAUCACCCAAUGGAAUGAUAGGCUGCCAAGGAAAGACCAGUUCACUGUACUCCUAAACCCUGUCUAUCAGCAUGAGGCAGCAGAGCAGGCUCUUAUCCCUAGUGGCUGGCUCCCUACACCCCUACCAGCAACACAUAUUAUUGACUUGCGGCCCUACAAAGGCAAGACUGUAUCAGAGUACCUCAAAGCUAUUAAGUAUCGAAACCAGAGUGGCGCAUUUCUUCAGGCUGGUGGUCAAUUUAUAGAGAGCAUUGAGUUUACCGAUGAAGAAUGCAAUACAGCCUUUGAUUUAUGGAAGAAUAUUGCUGACAAGAGGACAGGCGAAGGCAAGACAUCGGUUCUUGCAACUCCCAGGCAGAGUUUAUUCAAAUCUUUCGGACGCAACCAAGAGGUUGAAGCUGCUAAUGGUCACCGUUCACUUCUAUUCCUCAAGGUAGGUGAUGAUACUAUUGCAUCAUGUGUUUUGUUCAGACUUGGUGACACUAUUACAUCUGAUUUACAGGGUCUGGAUCAUGAACUUGGUAGAAAGUACAAGGCGUAUUUUGUGAUGAUGCAAAAAGUCAUUGAUAUCGCCCUGAGUGAAGGUAUCAAAUUUGUCGAUUUCGGACCGACUACUGCCAAACCAAAGAUAGAUAUUGGCAGUAAAAGUGUUCCGUUGAUGGGUGGCAUGUAUUCUAAUAAGUUUCUUCUGAGACGGGCCAUUAGCAUGACUGCAAAGAGUGUCAAUCAAGAGUCUGAGGAAUAG
Sugiyamaella lignohabitans is the source of this 2145-nucleotide messenger RNA. RefSeq lists its product as uncharacterized. The record is from RefSeq and is a predicted model, not a curated record. The coding region runs from base 1 to 2145 and encodes 714 amino acids. The transcript has a single exon. Lineage: Eukaryota; Fungi; Ascomycota; Dipodascomycetes; Dipodascales; Trichomonascaceae.